CUCUCUCUCUCUCUCUCUCUGUCUCUCUCUAACUUCCUUCCUCGUCAUGGGAACCAGUGCUUGUCUCUGAUCUCAGAGACCUGCGAGAGGAAAGCUUUGCUGAUGCAGAGAGGAAAAGUGCCAUUAUCCAGGACUGCUGUGGUUGUAUUUCUGCUGAAAAAGAAGGCUUGAUAAAGAGUUUGUUUAAAACAAACUCUUUUCCAAGCACUGUUUAGUGCCAGGCAUACCCUGUUUGGUGAGAGGGUGUGUGCAGGCUAAUUGCUGAAAUGUUUGGUGACUGAUUACGUCUCACUAUAGUCAACCUGAUAAGUCUGUGGUUUCCUCAUGUGACCUGUCUAGGUGACCAGAGUCAAUAGUGUAGAUACUAAAGAGCGAGGCUGUUUCAAGCUGAGCUAGUGACUAACACUAGCCUAUAAACCUUUCCCAGCAAGUUUCUAACACAUGUAACUUUUUCCCAUCUAAUUACUGGCUAGUGAUAACCGGUAAUCUGUUUCCCAACAAAUUGCUAGCUAGUAACUUGUUCCCAGCAAGUGGCUAGUGCUAACCCGUAACCUGUUCCCAGGUAGCGAAUAGCGCUUACUACCACCUUUUCCCAGCUAGUGCUAACCUGUUCCCAGGUAGCGAACAGCGCUUACUACAACCUUUUCCCAGCUAGCGCUAACCUAUAACCCUUUCCCAUGCUCCCACCUGGCAGCACUGCGUCAAGGAAGGAAAUGACUUGAGUCACAUGAUAUGAUAGGCUGGUAAUCUCUCUCUCUAGGACAUGUUUAAUCUGGGUUUACCUCCCAGAGAACCUCUCUGAAAUAAGGAUCUGUGACAGUAUCUGCUGACAUCUCCCCCUCCCCCUAGAUAUAGUGUGUGUGUGUGUGUGUGUACGUGGGUGUGUGUGUGUGAAUGCUAAUGAGGUGGGCUGGCAGAAGGGUUGACACCGGUCUGUUAGCCACCGACUGUUCCCAUGGAUGCCCCACCCGUCAUCCAAUCACAUUGCUGCAGAGUCAGGAAGUUGGGGGUCAUUGACCCCUGAGGGACUCUGGGUUGGUAGGGAGGUGGCCAUCAGGAAAUGACUCCUAGCUUCUAUUCAACUAGAGGACCAUCUAUCUCACUCAGUCUGACCUCUGUGGUCUGCUAAACAAGGCUUUUAAUGACUGGUAACACAUGGAUAAGACCUCACUUUGUUCUAUCUGUUAGGUGUGGUCCCAGAGAGGCAGAGAGGAUGGCGUUCCCCCUGGGCCCGCACCCCAACGCUGGCCUGCAGCUCCUGGUCCUGCUGCUGGUCGGCUGUGGCCUGGCGGAGGCCGACCGCAUCAACUUCUACAACGUCAGACCUCCAGUCGAAGCCACUCCGUUUCCUAAGAGCUUCAAGUGUUUCACCUGUGACAGAGCGCAGGACAACUAUAACUGCAAUCGCUGGGCGGAGGACAAGUGGUGUCCACCGAACACCCAGUUCUGCAUGACGGUGCACCACUUCAGCAGCCAGGGCAGAACCAGGUCUGUGACCAAGCGCUGCGCAGCCCACCAGGACUGCCACGCGUCCGGCUGCAGACACCACAGAGACACGGGACACAUUGAGUGUGUUUCCUGCUGUGAAGGGAUGGUCUGUAACGUGGAGGUCCCCACCAAUCAAACCAACGCCGUGUUUGCCAAGAGACACGCCCACAGCUCCUCCUCAGCCAAUGAGAGGCUGCGAGGCAGACUGACACUCCUCAGCCUGGGGCUGGCCACGCUGCUCCUACUGUGACACAGCAGCCAAUCAGAGGAGGUCUCAGAGGGUGGGACCGACCGCGCGAGACCAGUAAUGUUCCCCGAUACUGGUGAAGGAUGUGCCCUGUGACAGUUUGUCAGACUUAACAGUUGGUGAAGUUAUCACCCAGAAGUGCUCUCCAAGGUGAUACUGAUGUUCUUCACGACUGCUUCAGACUGGGCUUCAUCCACCUAGACCAUGGAGUUAGGACAGACUUUCCGAACUCAUGAACCUGAGACAAACUCACUGUGAAGCAUGGACGCUGAACUGACUGAACUCUGGAGCCUGGGAAUGAAGAGACAGUUCAGAAGUGCCUCUCAAGGCUCUCCUGAUAAGGUCAUGUAACUCAGCCAGUAGAAACUUGGCUGAUGAUGAUGAAGAUGAUGAUGAUGAUGGUUGUUUGUUUCCGACCUGCACACUGGUGGCACAGAUAUGGCUGUCCAGCCCUUCAAGACUCACCACAGCCUCCGCACACCCGUGAACUCAUGGAGAAUCCGAAACUGUGAUGUUCGCCAACUUGCCCUGGUGUCAUUCAUCCCAGCAAGUUCCUAAAAGCUGAACACAUAACCCCGACGUUAGACACAGAACACAGGCUAGCUCUAGUGGAGAGUUGUGUGACGGUCAUUGCAAAGUUUUGCGCUUAGUUUGUCAAUGCCGGUUUAUCUCUUUAGUGUAAUGUCUGACAAAUCCAUGUUUGCACUUUUUUCAUGUUUGAACUUGAUUUUAACAAAACUUGAAUAUAUCAUACUCAGUUGGAGAAGUGUGGACUGUAUGUGGAUGUUUGUAAAAAACGUACGAGACACAUUUAAAUGGCUCCAGUCGUGGAAAAAAGAAUUGGGUUCUUAUGAGUAUCGUUGUGUCUCUGCUUGUUUUUGGAAAGUAUUCUAGUCAUUUCUCCUUACACAACAACUUCUGUCGAAAUGACAUUCCAGUGUGGCAUUUUGAUAUCCAGUUCUGUACUGUUGUGAGGUAACUUCAUGAACUUUUACACAGAGCAAACCCAACAUCUCAGGUCUCUAACUGUAAGAUGCCCAGAUUGAUGCUUUGUAUUGGGUACAGUACUGUUAGUGGAUCUACUGCAUUGUUAGACAUGACCUAAAGUGAUAAAAAACAUGUGAAUGCACAUGUUUGUCAUUAUGAAUAUGAAGUACUAUCCUCCAAUGACAUGAGCUGUUUCAAUAUAGACUAUUGUCUGGCCAGGGCAUUCCAGCUCCUCUCAUAUCUAUACAUAGACUGUACUUUAUGAACACCACAACAUCGAGGUUUAUUGUUGAGUAAUGCCACUAACUAUGAAUGACCAUAAAAUCGGGCUUGUUUCCUUCUCUCCACAGUAUAGUGAGCCAACUGUAUGUUAGUACGUUUUUUAAGGAGCAGCGGCUUUUAAAAAAAGGAAAUCAAAUUAGAGAAACCGGACAUGGGAUCCCGUCUUGCGUUUCAUUUCCACCUGAAACCAAUUCUACAUUAAUCUCCAAAAGUACCCUUGGAAGGGAUUGAAGAAGCAUGUGUGUGCAUGUAUGUUCUGACUAGGAGCGAGAGGGAGCUUUUUUCUUCUUUUCCUUUGCUUGUCUUUUCUUCUCGAGGGUGUUUUGGGGAUCCGCUGGCGGGGAAGGCGUUGCGUGAUAGAUCAUAUCCUGGAUGGUGGAUAUCCUGGAACUCUCCUGGUUGCUACCCUGACACCCCUAUGCAGUGAGAGUGAAGCAGCAAGGUCCCUCACCGAGUCCAGCCCCUUGCGUGUCUUGAGAGCGGAGGUGUUGAAGGAACUGUCAAAACAGACACUCAUAUUCAGAGACACCACCCCGAGGGGAGGUUUCCCUUCCUGCUGCGUCUGGGAUUCUGCCUCAGUCCCCACACCUGAUAAACACCGCCUUGAAGGAUGUGAACUACAACUGCAGAACUAGAACAGCAGAACAUGUAAUAUUCAUUUGUGUGCUUCAGUGUUUUGGC
Messenger RNA from Hypomesus transpacificus, 3685 nucleotides. It is a transcript of the gene lypd6b, whose product is annotated as LY6/PLAUR domain containing 6B. The transcript has 5 exons. Lineage: Eukaryota; Metazoa; Chordata; Actinopteri; Osmeriformes; Osmeridae. Gene Ontology annotation, molecular function: acetylcholine receptor regulator activity. The coding region runs from base 1142 to 1738 and encodes 198 amino acids. The record is from RefSeq and is a predicted model, not a curated record.